Messenger RNA from Gadus morhua (Atlantic cod), 1529 nucleotides. RefSeq names its product small integral membrane protein 36 (gene smim36). NCBI's taxonomy places the organism in Eukaryota, Metazoa, Chordata, Actinopteri, Gadiformes, Gadidae. The coding region runs from base 47 to 472 and encodes 141 amino acids. The record is from RefSeq and is a predicted model, not a curated record. The transcript has 2 exons.
CCCACCUUCACCUCCGGCGGCGGGCCGAGAGAUAUGCGUCGGCGCCAUGGGUUUCAUGGAGUUCUACCUGGAGAUCGACCCCGUCACCCUGAACCUCAUCAUUCUGGUGGCCAGCUACGUCAUCCUCCUGCUGGUCUUCCUCAUCUCCUGCAUCCUGUACGACUGCCGGGGCAAGGACCCCUCCAAGGAGUACGCGCCCGAUGACACGCCGGCACCGGCCGCCGCCUCCGCCGCCUCCUCCGCCGGCCCCCCCGGGUCGGCCACGGGGGCCUCAGGGACCCACUCCGGCCAGUCGCCCAUUCGACUGGUGGUGAUGCAGAACUCGCCAACCUCCACCCGAUACGAGCCCACCGAGAUGGUGCCCGGGCACGCCGAACACCCCACGCCGGACCUCCACCGGGAGCGGGAGAGGGAGCGGGAGAGGGAGCGGGAGAGGGAGAGGGAGAGGGAGAAGAGGAGUACCCUUGUCUGAGGGUUCAGUGAGGGAGAAGGAGGCUGAGGUGGAGGAGACGUCUGGGUUAUUUUGGUGGCACUUGCUGCUCCUGUCACUCUGUACAGUAUUGUUUUUAUAGACCUGUACAUAUUUGUAUAUAUUUUGAACAACAACAAAAAAAUAACGAUUUAUGGAAUACUUCCUGUGAACGCUGACGCCCAAGUUGCAGAGGGAAACAGGAUAACUCUGGGAUGAAAAAAAAGACCAACAGUAAAGUACAUCCCGCACCACCUUCUGGCUCAAGUUACCAGAACCUUCCCACCCGUCUUCCUCAGCAUGAGGCAGCCCUGGUCACAUCGGACCUGGCUCAGACAACACCAGAACAGAAGUAUUCUAUUCAGAUCAAGUGAUGUAUGGCGAAGUACUGUUGAAACAAAACAUUUCAACCGUAAACGCACUCUCCAGUCAAACAAGUCGGAACGAUCCCUCCAAAGACUCAAGGAGACAGGAUUUGCGACAGCUUCUUAGACAUAAUUGGAACUGCUACAUUUGAGAUGAACGUGUAUAAAUGGACGGAAGAGGCAACGCAACCCCAUAGCCUUUCUUUUGCCAACUCUCACUUACCUUUAUUUCUUCUGGCUUUUAUGAUUCUGUGUUUGUUUUUACUUAUUCAAAUGUUUUAAAUGUUUUCCGAACUUUGGUGUCCUACAAUUGGAUGAGUGCCAGCUAUUAUUUUAUAUAUACUGUAUACAUAUCAUAUAUUAGUUAUAUAUUAGACAAUCUAACAAUAUAUCAAUGAUUAAAUACGUUUAUAAUAAUAUUGGCUGAAAAGAGAUUGGGAAAUAAAUUCCCCAUUUCAUCUCUUCUUGAUGCAAUUAUACAUGAUGAAACAUCGACAACGACAAUGUUGUACAACAUGUUCUAAAUUUCCUUUAUAAUAACUAUUUAUUUGUUGUACUUCCUCCAGUCACCUCCGGAAGGAUGUUUAUGUCACUCCUGGAAUCGAAUACAUGCUCUAAGGAAUGGUGGCAAGUAAACGUAUCUAUCCCCUGUCUUAGAUAAUUCCGUACAUUGUUGAAUUAAAAAUGAAAAAGAA